Messenger RNA from Lactuca virosa, 234 nucleotides. Lineage: Eukaryota; Viridiplantae; Streptophyta; Magnoliopsida; Asterales; Asteraceae. The record is from the annotation of a GenBank genome assembly.
AUGAUGGGGAGCUUUUUAGCAGGAAGUACGGAAGCUCCUGGAGCUUAUACAAAUCAGGUUGGAAGCAAUUUUUCUGACUCCUUGGACAUGCUUGAGGAUAAAAGUUUAAAAAUAGAAGAUGAUUCUGACUUGCCAUCAUGGUCAGGUGAUGAACGUGGUGUCAGGGUUCUUGUAAAUGUUGAUAGCUUUGGUGCUGUUGGAGAUGGAGUUUCUGAUGACACAAAGGUGAUAUAA